UGUAAAAUAAACUCUCACAAAUCCCUUCUGAUAACCUCUCUCUCUCUCUCUAUAUUUCUCUCUCUAGAGCUACUCUCUGUCUCUCUCUAGAAAAAAUUUUCCGAGAUUUUCAAUUUCGUCGAACCUGGACCGGGUAAAUCCGCUCACCUCUGCUCCGAUUACCGAUCGUUAUCCUUAACUCCGGCGUAGGUUAGGAAUCCCGGCAACACUCAAAUUCGUCAAAAAACCAAGCGGAAACGACACCGUUUUGUCCCCCCAACCCGCACACCCCUAUCUUCCCGCCGCCGGCCGAUCCUGUUACCGGAUACGUUAGUCUCCUAGGUGCGCGCGAUUGUUAGCCUGCGCACUCCUCUAGUCUCAGCCUAUCUGUCUAGCCUGAUAUAGAUUUGUGCCCAUCUUCUUUCGUAUACGCGAAGGGGUUUUGGAGGGAAGAUAACAGGCAUUAAUAAGCUGCUGUUCUAUUUACAUCCACUUACCAUUCAAAGCAUUUACCUCAUUUAGUAAGAGUACCUCAUUUAGUAAGAGCAGGGCAAGCAAAGUUUCCAUGUAAUAGAGGAUAUGGCCUUUUACAGGAAUUAUUCAAAUGAAACAGUUGAAUUUGAGGAGAAAAGGCAGGGACAAGGCCACAGAGAUCCUGGAAUUGCUGGAAAUGAGGAGGUGGAGGCUACUUCAAGCGACAAUGAUGAUGCCAGUAGGCUGCAGGAUGGUGCUUCUGAAGAUGCUCAGAGGAUAAGGGACGAACAGCAAUCUACAAGAAUAGUGGGUGUGGCUGGAAAAUGGGGCUCAAGCUGUUGGAAGGACUCUCAACCUAUGCACAACAAUGGCAGGUCUGAGUCAAGAGAGGAGUCAAAGAGUGGUUCAGAUUAUAAAAAUGAGGAAGAAUCUGAAGAUGUGUCAUCUGAUGGUAGUAGGGAGGAUAGAUUAGAGUCUGAAGAUGAUGGUCAACAGAAAGAAGCAGGCAAGGGUGGGAGUGUUCCAGCUGACGAGAUGCUGUCUGAUGAGUAUUAUGAACAGGAUGGUGAUGAUCAGAGUGACUCCUUACAUCACCGUGCUGCCAACCGUAGUAGUGGCUAUACUACCAAAUUGCCGGCCAGGCCAGUUGUUGCCAGCAGUUAUACAUCAAGAAAGCCAAAACCUUCCAAAGCUUGCCAGUAUGAUGAUGAUGCUGAUUAUGGUGAUGAAGAAGAAGAUGAAGAUGAUCCAGAUGAUGCGGAUUUUGAUCCUGAUUUUGGUACUACAAGUGAUCGCAGGGGAACUAAGGAGAAGGAUGAAGACUGGGAGGGUGAAGAUUCUGAUGAAGAGAAUAAUAGUGAAGAUGAUGAUGAUCUGGAUAUCUUAGAUGAAGCUGAUGACUAUUAUAAAAAACCAAGGGGCAAGCAACAAACUAGGGGUGGUCGUAAUGUGAAAUCUACCAGAGAACUUAAGAAUGUUGCACCUUCUGCUCGACGUAAAAGAGGCAGAGCAUCUUUUGAAGAUGAAGAAUCUUCUGAACAGGAUUCUGAAGGUGAUAGUGAUGAAGAUUUUCAGAGUAUGUCUAGAAGAGGUGGGAAUUUGCGCAGGAAGAAUAGUGGUCGAUCUAUGACUGCUAGUGUUUCUGGUAGGGUCAGUGAACAGCGAACAUCAGGUCGUCGAUCAGUUCGAAAAGUAUCAUAUGCUGAGAGUGAAGAAAGUGAAGAGCUUGAUGAAUGCAAGAAAAAGAAGAACCAAAAGGAGGAGCUGGAAGAGGAAGAUGCCGAUUCAAUUGAAAAGGUAUUAUGGCAUCAACCAAAGGGCAUGGCAGAAGAAGCCAUGAGGAGUAAUAAAUCAACACAUCCUAUGUUGUUAAGUCACUUAUUUGACUCUGAACCCGACUGGAAUGAAAUGGAAUAUCUGAUAAAGUGGAAAGGCCAGUCGCAUUUGCAUUGUCAGUGGAAGCCAUAUUCUGAGCUACAGAAUCUUAGUGGGUUUAAAAAGGUUCUGAAUUACAUUAAAAAAGUGACAGAGGAUGUGCGGUAUCGAAAGACAGUAUCUCGCGAGGAGAUUGAGGUUAAUGAUGUGAGCAAGGAAAUGGACUUGGACAUAAUUAAACAAAAUAGUCAGGUUGAGAGGGUCAUUGCAGACCGAAUUGGAAAAGACAGCUUAGAUAAUGUGGUGCCAGAGUAUUUAAUCAAAUGGCAAGGACUUUCUUAUGCAGAAGCGACAUGGGAGAAGGAUACUGAUAUUGCUUUUGCUCAAGAUGCCAUUGAUGAAUACAAGGCUCGUGAGGCUGCAAUGAUGAUUCAAGGGAAAACAGUAGAUUUCCAGCGGAAAAAGAGCAAAGGUAGUUUAAGAAGACUUGAUGAACAACCUGAGUGGUUGAAGGGGGGAAAGCUUCGAGAUUAUCAGCUUGAAGGUUUGAAUUUUCUUGUUAACAGUUGGAGAAAUGAUACAAAUGUUAUAUUAGCUGAUGAAAUGGGUCUUGGUAAAACUGUUCAGUCAGUUUCAAUGCUAGGUUUUCUUCAGAAUGCACAACACAUUCAUGGUCCAUUUCUUGUUGUUGUACCAUUAUCGACUUUGUCCAAUUGGGCAAAAGAAUUCAAGAAAUGGCUACCUAAUAUGAAUGUUAUUAUAUAUGUUGGGACUCGUGCAAGCCGUGAGGUCUGCCAACAAUAUGAGUUCUACAAUGACAAGAAGGCUGGUAGUAGCACAAGAUUUGAUGCUCUUUUAACUACCUAUGAGGUGUUGUUAAAGGACAAGGCAGUUCUGUCCAAAAUAAGGUGGAACUACCUUAUGGUUGAUGAAGCCCAUAGGCUAAAAAACAGUGAGGCUUCUCUGUAUACGACACUAUUGGAAUUUAGCACCAAAAACAAGUUGCUCAUCACUGGUACUCCUUUGCAAAAUAGCGUUGAAGAGCUAUGGGCUUUGCUUCACUUUCUUGAUCAUGAUAAGUUUAAGAGCAAGGAUGACUUCAUUCAGAACUACAAGAAUCUUAGUUCGUUCAAUGAAAAUGAGCUUGCUAAUCUUCACAAGGAAUUGAGGCCUCAUAUUCUCCGAAGGGUCAUCAAGGACGUUGAGAAGUCUUUGCCUCCUAAGAUUGAGCGAAUUCUUAGGGUUGAGAUGUCACCACUGCAGAAACAGUACUAUAAGUGGAUCUUGGAGCGCAACUUCCACGACUUGAAUAAAGGAGUGCGUGGCAAUCAGGUGUCGCUUCUGAACAUUGUUGUGGAAUUGAAAAAGUGCUGCAAUCAUCCAUUUCUGUUUGAAAGUGCUGACCAUGGUUAUGGUGGGGAUGCCAACUUUUUUGGUAGCACUAAACUGGAAAGAGUAAUCCUGAGCAGUGGGAAACUAGUUAUACUUGACAAACUGCUUGACAGAUUACAUGAAACAAAGCACCGUGUAUUAAUAUUUUCUCAGAUGGUUAGGAUGUUGGAUAUAUUGGCAGAGUAUCUGUCACUCAAGGGUUUCCAAUUUCAGAGACUUGAUGGUAGUACAAAGGCUGAGUUGCGUCAGCAAGCAAUGGACCAUUUUAAUGCUCUGGGUAGUGAAGAUUUUUGUUUUCUUCUUUCGACUCGUGCGGGUGGCUUGGGUAUAAAUCUUGCGACAGCGGACACAGUUAUUAUAUUUGAUUCUGACUGGAAUCCUCAAAAUGAUUUACAGGCUAUGAGUAGAGCUCAUAGGAUAGGACAACAAGAAGUUGUCAACAUUUACCGGUUUGUUACAAGCAAAAGUGUAGAGGAAGAUAUCUUGGAGCGUGCCAAAAAGAAGAUGGUUCUUGACCAUCUAGUGAUACAAAAGCUGAAUGCUGAAGGCAGAUUAGAGAAAAAGGAAUCCAAGAAAGGAGGUCUCUUUGAUAAAAAUGAGCUCUCUGCAAUCUUACGGUUUGGAGCUGAAGAACUAUUUAAGGAGGAUAAAAAUGAUGAAGAGAGCAAGAAGAGGCUUCUUAGUAUGGAUAUCGAUGAGAUUCUUGAACGAGCAGAGAAAGUUGAAGAGAAGGGUGCUGAUGAAGAGCAAGGAAACGAGUUGCUCGGUGCUUUUAAGGUUGCUAAUUUCUGUGGUGCUGAAGAUGAUGCUACAUUUUGGAGUAGGUGGAUAAAACCUGAAGCCAUUGCAGAAGCUGAAGAAGCCUUGGCUCCUCGAGCUGCUCGAAAUAUUAAGAGUUAUGCAGAAACUAACCCUCUGGUUGAAACUAAUAAAAGAAAGAAAAGGGGCACUGAGGCCCAGGAAAGAUUCCCAAAACGUCGCAAGGCAGAUACUGGUUACUCAGCUCCAGCAAUUGAGGGUGCUGCUGCUCAAGUAAGAGGAUGGUCUUAUGGGAACUUGUCAAAGAGAGAUGCCACACGUUUUUCUCGUGUGGUCAAGAAGUUUGGUAAUGAUAGCCAAAUUACCUUAAUAGCUGCAGAAGUUGGUGGGGCUGUUGAAGCGGCUCCAACUGAAGCCCAGAUUGAACUUUUUGAUUCUUUGAUUGAUGGCAGUAGAGAAGCAGUAAAGGGAGAAAUUAUGGAUCCAAAGGGGCCUCUGUUAGAUUUUUUUGGUAUCCCUGUAAAAGCUGAUGAACUACUAAGCCGUGUCGAAGAGCUUCAGCUUCUAGCAAAGCGCAUUAGUAGGUAUGAUGACCCCAUCUCACAAUUUCGAGCACUUGCUUAUCUGAAACCUGCUACCUGGUCUAAAGGUUGUGGCUGGAACCAGAAGGAUGAUGCAAGAUUGCUUUUGGGAAUUCAUUAUCAUGGAUUUGGAAACUGGGAGAAGAUACGGUUGGAUGAGAAGCUUGGUCUUACAAAGAAGAUUGCUCCUGCUGAACUUCAACAUCAUGAGACUUUCUUACCUCGAGCUCCCCAGCUGAAGGAACGAGCUUCUCAACUCUUAGAGAUGGAAGUUGCUGCUGUUGGUGGCAAGAAUCCUAAUGUCAAAGCGGGCCGCAAGGGUAACAAGAAGCAGAAGGACAGUCUUCCCAACAUCACAGCACCUCACUCAAAAGCUAAACAUGGGAAACCCAGUAACAGAGGUUUGGCUCAAAAGCCCCAGAAGACUGAGCAGUUGGUUAAAGAGGAGGGUGAAAUGUCAGACAAUGAAGAAGUGUACAAACAAUUUAAGGAAGGAAAAUGGAUGGAAUGGUGUGAAGAUGUGAUGAUUGAGGAGGAGAAGACACUCAAGCGUCUUCAGAAACUGCAGACCACCAGUGCAGAUCUUCCAAAGGAGAAGGUGCUAUCCAAAAUUCGGAAUUACCUUCAGCUUCUUGGCCGGAGGAUUGAUCAAAUAGUUUUUGAAUAUGCACAGGAAUCAUAUAAACAAGAAAGGAUGACCACGCGAUUAUGGAAUUAUGUGUCAACAUUUUCAAAUUUAUCCGGCGAGAGACUUCAGCAGAUUUAUUCUAAACUCAAACAGGAGCAACAAGUAUCAGGAGUUGGACCUUCACAAAUGAAUGGUUCUGCAUCUGGGUUCAUAAAUAAGGGUUUUGACACAGAGAAAUUUGAGGCAUGGAAAAGAAGGAAAAGGGCAGAAAGUGAUGCCCAUUCCCAAUUUCAGCCACAUUAUCAAAGGCCUACUAACGGUGUUAGAGUACCUGAACCAAACUCAUCUUCUGGGAUUUUGGGUGCUGCGCCUAACAAUGGAAGGCCUUUCAGGAUGCAUCAAUCUGGCUUUUCACAAAGACAAGGUUUUUCAUCUGGUAUCAAAUAACCCUUUUUACUGGACAUGGGAGCAUUCAUGAAUGAUCCAUCUUAAGGAAACAUGCAGCCUUGUUUGUGGUGCUAGUUGCUUUGUACUUCAAUGAUCUUUGGAGUUAUGUUGGCUUAUGGAACACAUUUUUUUUGCCGAUUCCUUGGCCAAGAUUUCCUCUAUUUUAAAGCUGAUCAAACUAAGGGGGCUGUUUCAUUUUCAAGGUGGAAGCAGGAAUUUGAAAGCCCUUCAACAUCUGCAGAGAUAGUGAAUGAAAUAGAUGGAACUUGGAGCUUCGUUGACAUAAAGGCUUUUUUUUUUGUUUUAAUCAUCAUAGAUAAAUGCAAAAUCACAAUUUUUUUUUGACGUAUAUAGUCACUAGGCUAAGGAUUUCCCUAGUUCAUUUAAUAGACCUAUUGGGAAAGAUAAUGCAUGUACUAUGCUUUGCACGAACAGGCAAGAAACUGUAUAUCAUGCAAUUUUGUUUAUUAAAUGUUGACAUUAUUCUUUCCCAUUCAAUAGUCCUAAAUAAUGCUGAGUUUUCUCAAAUUUUCUUGUGCUUUCAUUCCUUUCAGAGAUGCUGAUCAUAUGUAUCUAGUCAUUUGGGCUGUCUAAA
Ipomoea nil (Japanese morning glory) is the source of this 6229-nucleotide messenger RNA. Its product is annotated as protein CHROMATIN REMODELING 5. Gene Ontology annotation, biological process: regulation of transcription by RNA polymerase II; nucleosome organization. Gene Ontology annotation, molecular function: DNA binding; chromatin binding; ATP-dependent chromatin remodeler activity. Gene Ontology annotation, cellular component: nucleus; chromatin. The record is from RefSeq and is a predicted model, not a curated record. Lineage: Eukaryota; Viridiplantae; Streptophyta; Magnoliopsida; Solanales; Convolvulaceae. Bases 559 to 5634 code for a protein of 1691 amino acids. The transcript is spliced from 31 exons.